GCAUACUAUGUUGCAUUAUAUAAACUGAUGUAAUUUGAACAGCAACACAGUGUAAUCAGAAACCGUUCGCAAAGAAACAACAAUAUACUAACGCCAAAAUAUGACACAAUUAGGAGGUACUUUCGCAAUACUCGUUGCUGUUGUUAGCGGCGUAACAGCCCAGUGCGAUUGCGCAAACACUCCGGGCCUUGUCAUCUGUGAAUACGCAUGCACCUACUAUAUAUACUGUGAAAAUAACGGCGAAAACCGGGUAGAUUGUCCCGUUGGACAAGUGCUUAAUUUCGACACUCUUGUUUGUGACCUUCCUGAGAGAAUACCACCCCCAUGUGGCUCUUGGCGAGAUUGUACCGGAAAGGCAGAUGGUUACUAUGCCAACCUUGAUGACAGCUGUUUAUCGUAUCACUUCUGCCAAAGUGGAAUUUUCCAGGGCAAUAACAUUUGCCCCAGUGGGACGGUGUUUAACGACAGGAAACAGGCUUGCGACUGGCCUGCUAAUACCUGCCCACCUUGUGGCAACGCAUCAUGUAUUCUUGAAUCGGACGGCAUUGAUGUGUACUACACAAACAAACACUAAUAUUCAGAGCCCUGGUGGAUGAACUAGUAAACUUACUCCACCACAACUCUUCAGAAAUUAAAUUUAUCUGUGAUCUAAAUUGGAAUAUUGGUAUAAUACAAUUGCAAUAAUAUUUAAUAAUUUAAUAAU
This is a messenger RNA of Owenia fusiformis, 703 nucleotides long. The record is from the annotation of a GenBank genome assembly. NCBI's taxonomy places the organism in Eukaryota, Metazoa, Annelida, Polychaeta, Sabellida, Oweniidae.